AUGGCGCUCUUGACCCACAAGUAUUCUCCCCUAGGUAUACGUCUCCUGGUUAAACGAAUGUGCCUGGAAAUACUGAAACUGCCCGCUCCCCGGCUGUCCGCUAAACACAUACCCUCGCUUGCGAAUUGCACUGUCCCCCUCCAUGAGACCGUCUCCCUCGGUAUAUCCAAACGAACUCCGCUCACUUCCAAAAAUGCGGCUCAGAUGCACAAUUCAUUAUUCCACUGCCAGACCAGGAAUUCCUCGGCUGGGACAUUCCCAGAAGCCGACGCAACCGUCGCCAUGCAGUCCGAGAACAUGAUUGCCAACAGCAUCACAUUUGGGACGUCCUUUGCCGCUGCCCUCGAGGGAUUACUGACGGCCACUACGAGCAUCGACCACGACAUACCGAGAACGAGUGAAACGCCUUCAUAG
Aspergillus tanneri is the source of this 414-nucleotide messenger RNA. RefSeq lists its product as uncharacterized. Lineage: Eukaryota; Fungi; Ascomycota; Eurotiomycetes; Eurotiales; Aspergillaceae. The record is from RefSeq and is a predicted model, not a curated record. The coding region runs from base 1 to 414 and encodes 137 amino acids. The transcript has 2 exons.